Molecule: messenger RNA, 1855 nt
Organism: Marasmius oreades (fairy-ring Marasmius)
Lineage: Eukaryota; Fungi; Basidiomycota; Agaricomycetes; Agaricales; Marasmiaceae
Exons: 14
Coding region: 58-1698 (546 amino acids)
Molecular function (GO): monooxygenase activity; heme binding; iron ion binding
Source: RefSeq, a predicted model, not a curated record
CUUGCCUUACAACUUUCAACCUGCUCGGAAUUUCCAGUCCUAAAUCCCACCAUCAUCAUGUUCGUACUCAAGCGAGUCGAUUUGGCUGUUACAGCUCUCUCCUUCUUUCUUUUCCUCUCAUUUUACCUGGUCAAGCGGCGAAGUACUCUCAGGAUUCUCAGAGGUCCAUCUGCUUCAUCAUAUCUGUUAGGUCUGGAACACUAUUUACGAGUGGAAAAUAUCGUCACCGUUUUAUUCAAAUGGUCGAAGGAGUAUGGGACGGCGUAUAGAUUUCCAGGUUGCUUUGGGCAAAAAAUCCUGGUCAUUUCGGAUCCACGAGCAAUACAUCGUGUCCUCCAAGAAUCUGUUCUAGACUAUCCUGAAGCCGCGGACAUCAAAAGAAUCUUCGAGAUGAUUUUUGGGAGAGGUGUGCUUUGGGCUUCAGGCGAAGAUCACAAACGACACCGAAGGGUUUUGAGUCCUGCUUUCUCAAUCAAUCAUAUGCGGCAAUUUCUCCCGUUGUUCCAGAGUCAUGUGAACCACCUCUCGGAGAAAUGGAAUCAAGCUCUUCAAGGUAAAGGUCGAACCAUCGACAUCAUACCAUGGUUUCAUAAGGUCACCCUCGAUGUCAUCGGUGAAAGCGCGUUCAAUUAUCACUUUGAUGCAAUCGAUAACAAACCAAACGAGCUCACGCAAACACUGUACGACCUCGAGAAACUCGGGGUGGACCCGGUUCCAGGCAUGACAUUAGUCGCAGCCGUACCACGAUACGUCCCAGAUGCUGUCGCAGCCUGGCAAGCGAAAAACUUCCCAGUUAACGGGGAGAAGAUUGCCAAACGGUACUUGGAAUUAUCUAACCAGAAGGCCAGAGAAGUGAUGAAGGAAGCUGGGUUGGAUUUGAAUGGGGAUGGUGAAACUGAUGAUGUGCCGAUUGGGACAGGAACGGAAAAGGACGUUUUGAGUGUACUUGUUCGUGCAAACAGGGCAGAAGAUCCCAGAAAGCGGUUGAGUGAGGGUGAGAUGUUGGCUCAGAUGUCUACUCUCAUUCAAGCGGGCCACCAUACCACUGGUUAUACUCUUUCAUGGAUCCUUUACGAACUUGCCGCUCAUCCGGAAGAUCAAGCGAAGGUCUACGAAGAGAUUAGGCACAUCCGCGAGACGAAUUCCGAGGGUCUUACCAGCUCAGAUUACGAUUCGAUGACUCAUUUGACUUUGGUUCUCAAGGAAGCCCUCCGUCUUCAUCCCGUUGUACCCACGCUGGAAAGGGAAGCUAUGAAGAACGAUGUCCUCCUUCUGGACUUCCCUGUUGUAUCUAAAGAUGGUAAGACGGUUGAUGCGAUACCGGUUAGGAAUGGCCAGCGGAUCAAGGUUGACAUAUCGAGUUAUAACAGGUUAGAGAGUGUAUGGGGAGAAGAUGCCAACUCCUGGAACCCGAAACGAUUCGCCACAGAUUCUGAAGGCAAGACUCAGACUCAAGUCGGCCUGUUUGCCAACAUCUUGACAUUCAGUGGCGGCCCGAAGGGAUGCAUUGGUUGGCGAUUCGCUGUGAUGGAAAUGCAAGCCAUCAUUGCCGGUUUGCUCGAACGAUACGAGUUCUCAAUACCGGCAUAUGUAGAGAUCGAAGCAGGAAAUCCUGGUUUGGUUGUUCCAAAUGUUAAGGGGAAGGAAACGGAGGGCGCGCAGCUUCCGUUGAAAGUGACUCCAAGGGCUUCGGUUUGAGUGACUGAAGGGAUUUUCUGGGAUAUGAAUGUAAGGAAUCGUCGCUGGUUGAAAAGAUCUAUUAUGAUUGGACGAGUCAUUUCUGCAUUAUUAUAUUUAACCAAUGUUCUCUAGCUUACUGAAAUCAAGCGGGCUGCGGACAGCAUAUAUGAGGGCC